Cryphonectria parasitica EP155 is the source of this 1323-nucleotide messenger RNA. RefSeq lists its product as uncharacterized. Lineage: Eukaryota; Fungi; Ascomycota; Sordariomycetes; Diaporthales; Cryphonectriaceae. Bases 197 to 1027 code for a protein of 276 amino acids. Gene Ontology annotation, cellular component: membrane. The transcript is spliced from 3 exons. The record is from RefSeq and is a predicted model, not a curated record.
UCAAGUCGAACGCCUUCAUCUCUGGUCCUCCCUUUUCUUGUUUCUCUCUCUCCCUUCUCCUUCACCUCCAUUGCCAUUCCUCCCCUUCUCUCUUCCUUGAGAAGUGGUUUCCGCUCAGCCUCUUGUCUCAGUCAGUCCCCCCCCAAAAGAUCAGAGGACUACGGGAUCCCCAUCCCCCCCAGCAGCAGCAGCAGCAAUGAGCAGCAAAUACUCCAACGUCCGGUCCAGCGGCCGUGAGCAUAUCCCCUUGUAUCCCAAGGGCUUCAUCGCUCUCCGCAUCGUCCAGCUUAUCCUCUCGGUCGUGGUCCUGGGUCUGGACGCCUACGCGCUCAGCAUACUCAGCUUUGAUGCCACCCAGUUGAACAUUUUUACUGCCCUCUGGACCAUGAUCAUAGGCAUCUACUACCUCGUCGUCGAAGUAGGCGGCCACAGCGCCUGGAAGGGCUACAACUACUGGGCCGUCCUCACCCUCGACAUAUUCUCUCUCAUCUUCUGGCUCGUCUCGUUCGCGCUCAUGGCUGCCCGCGUGGCCCCUUUUGCCAACGGCUUCGAGGUCUGUGGCGUGCUGUACUGCGACUACGAGCCUCUCGAGGGAGAAUGGCUCACGCUAUUUGCGUCUAUGGCUGCCGUUGCUGGUCUUGGUGGUGUCGAGUUCAUCCUCUUCAUCGUCUCCCUCUCUAUCCACUCCGUCGUCCUCCACCGCCACCGCGACGCAGGCCUGCACUGCUCCCCUGGUGACGUCCCCCAGCAGCAGCAGCAGCAACAGAACGCCAUCCCCAUGGGCGGCCCUGUUCCUGCUGCAGAGAAGCCACAGCCGCAGUACGCCGCAGCCUCGGCACAGCCCAGCGUGGCCACACCCACGCCGCCUCCUGGGAUGCAGGGCCCUUAUCACCCUCCUGAGAUGGCGGGCCAGCACCAGCACCAGCAGCAGCAGGGCUACUACGGCCAGCAGCAGGUGGUGCAGCAGGGACACGGGCAGGUGGGACAUGGGGGUGCAUUCCCCGCUCCUCAGCAGGGUGGAUACUAAGACCGGAAAGCGGCAGGGUGCGGUCUUGAGGUGAUGAAGAAAGGAUCAGUCGAUGUGUCGGAGUGGGCGUGGUGAGACUGGGCGGUAAGGAUGGUGUGUUUUGGUGUGAGUCUGGUUGUCAGGCUUCGAUGGUAGAGAGAGGCGGGGAGAGAGAGUCGACCAGGCUGAGGCAUAAUGUAGGAAACACGACGACGAUGACGAUGACGACGCCUCGAGUUGGGUGGUGUCUGUUUCUCCUUUUUUUUUUUAUUUAUAACUUUUUGACCGAUCCAAUGAUACCAAUCGUUUUUCCAUGC